AUGACUGCAACUGUCGUAGACCAUCCCGAUAAGCAACAUCAGCAACAAGAUCAAGAGCACACUUCGAAGCAGCAUUUAUCACAGCAACUUCAACGAGAGCAUGAUAUUGUUGUUACAUCGAUGGGAGGUACCGAUGACGAAGUUGCUGUUGCAGUUUCGCGUGACAUUUCCGUCGAUGAAAGCCAUCAAGCUAUCGCGGAACAAGAUUCAACGAAAAAGCAAUAUCAUUCUGGAAGAAUUCCGGACAUCCGGAUUCUUUCGGCAAAUGCUUCAAAUACAAAAACGAAGAAAUCCCGCAGAAGGAGGGGUGGAAAAGGACGCUGGAAACCAUAUCACACAUUAUCACUAAAGGAAAAAAUUGCUCAAGAAGAGAAAGAAGUACGAAAUGCAGUAGAAAAGCGUGAAAGAUUAUUUUCACGCGGCAAACCUAUGGCACCGUACAAUACAACGCAGUUUCUGCUGGAAGAUCACGAGAAGCGUACAAUGCCUCCAGAUGUCGGCGAUUCAUCUGGAAUGGCUGCACAUCAACGGCAGUCCACAGGAGGAUUUUCACCAACUCGUGAAAGUUAUGCCUUUACAUAUCAUUUGCCAAAAGAAUCAGAAGAUUCGGUUCGGUUCUGGUACCACGUUGUUUGCAAUUAUGCUAAAAAAAAAUGUGAUGAGCGUAUUGCGACAACAACGUACAUUCACAUACAUACGCGCAUGUGCUACGCCCCGUUUUCGGUCGACUCUGAAAAUCUCCAAAGGCGAGCAGAUUUUCAUACAGUCGAUUUGGCGAGUCAUUCAGUUCCUGAGCAUCGCAUGCUUGUAUUUAAAAGUUGCCGAAAUAUAAUAGCUGCUGGAAAUUAUAGUGCUGGUAACGAAGCUAGCCGAAUAUUUGGUACGAUUGGUCAGUCAGGGUCUGAAAUGGGUGGUAAUACAACAGACAGUGCGAGUUAUUCAGGUGCAGAAGAUGAUGAAAUGGAGCGACAGUUUGAUGCUGAUUAUGAUUAUGUCAACAUGGAGCGCAUCAGUAAUAUGACCAAAGAUGAAGUUGUACGAGAAUACAUGCAUUUAGAGAAGAUUAAUGGUAAGCUGGCGGAUCGCAUGAGUUUGUUGCAGUUAGAAAAUGAUAAAUUGAAGCAGCUGUUAAAGGACCAUAAUAUUUCUUACGAAAAUGUAUUACCCAAAAUACGACGCCAUAGUGGCGCAUCGGUUUCGGAAGCGAGUGAUGUGGUACGAAAAAGCCUGGAUGAAGUAAUGGUUGAAAGUGGGCAGUAA
Molecule: messenger RNA, 1260 nt
Organism: Cercopithifilaria johnstoni
Lineage: Eukaryota; Metazoa; Nematoda; Chromadorea; Rhabditida; Onchocercidae
Source: the annotation of a GenBank genome assembly